AUGUGGAAGACGGUCUUCUGGCCCACCAUCACCGGCGACCUCAAAUGGCCUGAUACGAAGCCUCCCACCGUGCCUGUUGUGCCGCCGCAGUGGCUUCCUGCUCGCGAUGCCUCGGACAAGCUGCGGGCGACGUGGCUGGGCCAUGCUUGCUACUACGUCGAGUUUCCGUCGGGCCUGCGCGUGCUGUUUGAUCCCGUCUUCGAGGAUCGCUGCUCGCCAUUCACCUUCAUGGGCCCCAAGCGCUUCACCCCGCGGCCCUGCGAUCUCAAGGACAUCCCUGUAGUCGACGCCGUCGUCAUCAGCCACAGCCACUACGACCACCUAUCGCACAGCUCCGUGCUGGAGAUCCAGAAGCACCACCCAGACGUCCAGUUCUUCGUUGGGCUCGGCCUGGAGUCGUGGUUCCGCCACAGCGGCCUCAAGAACGUCACCGAGAUGGACUGGUGGGAAGACGCAGAGCUGACCGUCACCGCCCCCAUUGCCGGCGAGAAGAAGACCAUUUCCGCGCAAAUAUCGUGUCUGCCGUGCCAGCACACAUCAGCCAGAACCGCCUUUGACAAGGACACGACGCUGUGGUGCUCCUGGGGCGUCAAGUCCGGCGACAAGAACGUCUGGUUCGGCGGCGACACGGGCUACCGCGCGGUUCCGCAUCUGCCCGCCGGCGUCGACGACUACGGCCCCGAGUACGAGUCACUGCCCCGGUGUCCCCAGUUCCAGCAGAUUGGCGAGCAUCGCGGGCCCUUUGACCUCGGCCUCAUCCCCAUCGGCGCAUACUACCCCCGCGCCGCGUUUUCCGCCAUGCACGCCAAUCCCUUUGAUUCAGUCGAGAUCUUUCAGGACACAAAGUGCCAAAAGGCAAUGGGCAUUCACUGGGGCACCUGGGCUCUGACCAUGGAGGAGGUGCUGGAGCCUCCGCGGCAGCUCAAGGAGGCGUUGAAGCGCAAGGGCAUUGCCGAAGAGGGCGUCUUCGAUGUCUGCGACAUUGGUCAGAGCAGGGAGUUUUGA
Molecule: messenger RNA, 1005 nt
Organism: Trichoderma virens Gv29-8
Lineage: Eukaryota; Fungi; Ascomycota; Sordariomycetes; Hypocreales; Hypocreaceae
Exons: 1
Coding region: 1-1005 (334 amino acids)
Biological process (GO): N-acylethanolamine metabolic process; N-acylphosphatidylethanolamine metabolic process
Cellular component (GO): cytoplasm; membrane-bounded organelle
Molecular function (GO): zinc ion binding; N-acylphosphatidylethanolamine-specific phospholipase D activity
Source: RefSeq, a predicted model, not a curated record